Molecule: messenger RNA, 4868 nt
Organism: Stomoxys calcitrans (stable fly)
Lineage: Eukaryota; Metazoa; Arthropoda; Insecta; Diptera; Muscidae
Gene: foi
Product: zinc transporter foi
Exons: 7
Coding region: 654-3002 (782 amino acids)
Biological process (GO): zinc ion import across plasma membrane; intracellular zinc ion homeostasis
Cellular component (GO): membrane
Molecular function (GO): zinc ion transmembrane transporter activity
Source: RefSeq, a predicted model, not a curated record
AAGUUCUUCUAGUCGCGUCGAAGUAGUGCGGUACGAGAUUUAGGUUAUUAAUUAACUUUUUUGUAACUAAUAUCAGAUUGAAUAAAUAAAUUGGCUAAAAACUCUGAGUAAUUUAUGCUGCAGUUUUAUAAAAACACGGUUCUAUGGAGCUCUAAAAAAAGACUGAAUGAAGAACAUAUACUAAUGCCUAUGUAGGGAUGAAUGUAUCAAUAAAUACUACAUACCUACUUCUGCUGCUAAAAUCUAUCGUGAUAUUUUGUAUAUGCGUGGUAUCCCAAUAAAUGUGUUAUUUUAUUGAUAAUAUAAUUUAGAAUGUGUUCGACUUACAAAUACCCUGCAUCGUCGUAAUUGAGGUCACACAUUUUUUUACUUAACGCAAACUGCAAUUUAUUAUCAUUCUAAACAUCAGCCAGACAAUUGGCCGCAUAUUCAGAUUCAACUUUGUGUUUUUACAUGGCUAUGAAGUUAAAUUGUCUGUGACCAGCAUCCCAGCAAGUAGACACAAAUUCUGUGCAGCAAUUUAUGUUCCAUUUGUUGUGGAGUUCAUGAAGUAGGACCAGAUCGGCCGGAUCAAAAGCCACCGAAAAAAGUGUCAGUGUUGAGAUUAGAGGACGUAAACGAAGAGCAAUUAGAGAACACCGAUAGCAUGCAUCAUGGCUCGUCAUAUAAUGGCUGUUUGUGUUGUGUGCCUGCUUUGUGCAGAUCAUUUACCGUGCCAACAACACGUUGAAACGUUAUUUUCCCAACAACUUGGUGGUGUUGGUGCUGCAGCAGCUUCUUCGUUCUCCUCUGGCCAUCAUAGUAAUGAUUGGCCACAACCGGAGGAACUUAGUCCUGUGAAUGCCAUUGUCUACAACACACACCAAAAUGAUAUAUCUGUCGCCGCCACAUCGAGCUUUUCUGCCAAAAGUCAACAGAAACGAACCACCGUCGAUGCUUCAUCGUUAGCAUAUAAUGCCGCCAUCGCCAGCGCCACCUCCACAACAACGAACAGUGGUGAUCAUCGUAAUCGCAGAAGAAAAAAACGUCACACUGAUCACGGUCAUGGUAGUUCCAGCGAAAUAUCACCUGCCCGACCAGAAAUCACCGAUACAUUUGUGAGAAGAAUUUUCAGUGAGUAUGGCAGCGGUGACACUAUACAUGUCGCGGACUUUCAGCGUAUGUUACAAAAAUUGGGUUUACAUCAAUUACUGCCGCAGAAACUGCUGAUGCACAGUCAUGAGGAGAGUGACAAUGAAACUUGUAUUAGAGACUCAAAGUUAAUAAGUUAUAUCAAAUCUUCAUCAUCUCCACAUGAUCAUGAUCAUACGGAUCAUAAUCAUCACCACCAUCAUGCUAAUGAAUCCUCCGAUCAGGAUAUGAGAAAUUGCUCAGAUGCCUCUGAGGCUUGUGCAUUGGCUCACACACACGAUGAUGAUGAGGAAGUGGAUGAGGAUGGGCACAAUCAUUUCAAUUACACUUUGUCUUCAGAAGACAUCGUUAAUGUGUGCCCCGUUCUAUUGUAUCAAUUAACAUCCACCAGUGAUUCCAAUAACAAAGGUUGCAUAGAGGCGGAUAUUCUGUUGGAGAUUGAUGAACAUGAAGCCAAACGUGUGAAACAGCCCAAAGAGGACAUUGUAUUGGUUUGGAUUUAUUCAUUCGCCGCAGUAUUUGCUUGCAGUAUUCUGGGUUUAGUUGGUGUUGCUAUAAUACCCUUCAUGAAUUCACGUUUCUAUAAACACAUCAUACAGUUUCUGGUUGCGUUGGCUGUUGGCACUAUGACAGGAGAUGCUUUGCUGCACUUGUUGCCCCAUUCUUUAGCUGGCCAAAGCGAGAGCAACAUGAUCUUUAAAGGUCUUACGUGUAUGGGUGGCAUUGUGUUUUUCUAUAUCACCGAACAUGGUCUGACUAUGGUAUCGGAGUGGCGCAAGAGCGUUGUCAAAAAAGAGGCCACCAAGCCAUCGAGAGCUAAGGUAAUGAGAGAUCCAGAUUCAUCGCACAAUAACUCGGUGGCUGGCGAUAAGGUCUGCAAAUCCAAGUACAGCUCAUAUCCAUACUGUUAUGAUGAAAUUGCAAUGGAUACCAAAAAUGAUGUAUGGUUACACUUGCCCAACAACAAGGCGGCGGAUAAUGUGGUCGUCUCCCAUUCGAACCGUAACGGUAAAUUGGAUACAGAUGCCGUGGAAAAUGCCACACAGUCUUUACUUUCGACAUCGCAAAACAACUAUGCUCCCUUGGCAGAUAGAAAUCAUCGACACCAUGAGCCUCAUUCAAUGCCUCAUCAUCAUCAUAAUGACCUGCAGCAGUCAUCGCAACCUAAUAGCACAUCAUCUUGCCAGAGUCAACAUGUGCCGGAUAGCAGUACAUUGGCUACCGAUUUAGAUGGCAAUGUUGUGGGCGAUGGGGCAGUUAUCAAUACAAUAGCUUCCAACACUAAUGGCAAGGAUUUAAUGAAUGACACAGUUACCGUUAUCCUUCGAGAGCACGAAUCGUCACACCACGGACAUUCGCAUAAACAUGGUCAUGUACAUUCACCACCAGAAUCGUUGAGCGCUGUUGUCUGGAUGAUCAUAAUGGGUGAUGGUUUACAUAACUUCACCGAUGGCAUGGCAAUAGGAGCUGCCUUUGCCGAAAACAUGGCUGGAGGAUUUUCAACGGCCUUGGCUGUAUUCUGUCAUGAGUUACCCCACGAAUUGGGCGACUUUGCAAUUCUAAUGAAAGCAGGAAUGUCUGUCAAAUCGGCUGUGUAUUACAAUCUGCUAACAGGAGUUCUAAGCUUCAUUGGCAUGAUAUUUGGCAUUAUCUUUGGCCAAUCCCAUGAGACGGCACAAUGGAUGUUUGCAGCAGCUUCAGGUUUAUUUAUCUACAUAGCAAUGGUUGAUAUGAUGCCUGAAAUAUCAGCAGCUCACAAGUCUUUGCAACAAUUCGCAUUACAGAUAUUGGGCAUGUCUAGCGGUGUAUUACUUAUGCUUUUAAUAGCCAUCUAUGAGGGUGAUUUAAUGACUAUAUUUUCGUCAAACUAAAAGGGAAACUACAUAUGGUAACAGAAAUAGCAGCAGCAGCAUGGGCAACAACAGCUAAAACAACACAAUAAAAGUAACUUCGUGUACAUUAAUAUGGAUUCCUAUUAAAACUACAAAAGAACUAGUUAAGAGUAAACAUUUAAAAUAUUUAUACUCUCUCAGUAUCUCUGCCUAACCAACCACCCACUACUCCCACAUGAAAUUGAAGAAUUUUUGAAUUUUUCUUAAGAAAAAAAAAAAAACACAAACAACACAACCAAUCGAAAGUGUCAUCCCAUGGCAGCCGGUUGUACGAACCGGAUUGACCCGAUGGAGUCUUUCAUCGGCAAGGGCUGCCGCCUCAGUGUACAACACAACAACAAGUGUCACAAAAUAGAACAAGCAUUAUAGGAUAACUACUAAAAAGGUUUAACUGAACACAGCCAGAAACACAAAAGCCGUAUUUGAUUACUAACCCUACCCCUCUAUUUCGCUACUUCUUUUAGUGAUAAAAAAAAACAACUAAGUAUGUGUAUUUAUACAAAGUAUAUUAAGCUCAAAUGUUAACUACUCACAUCUACUUCCUACCUAUUAUCUAAUACCACACUUACCCGACACUCACACACACACACACACACACACAAACACAAUGUUUACUAACGCCUACCCUGCAAACAAUUUCGAAGGAAUUUCUCACUCUCUCGCUGAAUUGUCGCUUUUGGUAGUUCAGAAAGAUUGUUUGUGGAUUUUUCAUGAUCUAAAACAACAAAAUAUUUUAUCAUUCAUGUUUCGCUAAUUACGUAUAGUUUCUCAUCUUCUAGUGUUAUUCGUGCAAGUUUUUGGUUGUUGCUUGUGACACUUACUUAAAACAACACAUACACAAGAUAUUGUAUAUCUACUUAGGUUUCUGCAAUCAUUUAAGAGAUAGAGUGACAUCAUACGCCUUGAAAACAUGAGGUUGUCUGUGCAAAUCCAAGUCGGGGACAAUUAUUAAGCCCGACACGAAAGAGAAAUAAACAAAGAAAGACACAUAAUAAUGAUCUUCGCCCUUAUAGCCUAAAAAAUUGAAAAAAUAGAUAAUUUACACACAUUAUCGAAUUUUAAACAUAUAUCGCACGUUUUCUCUCGUACGAGGACACUAAUUGUUUUUUAACUUAUCAAUUUUUAACUUCUUGGAUGCCAAUUUAGUGAACCGCGCGAGAGAAAUUGUUUGCAGGAUAGGUUGUAAGUAAUGGCGCACCCCUUUUUCUAAAGCCCUGAAAGCUUUUUUUCUCGUAACUCACAAAAUAGCUAAUUUGAUUUUUUGUAACUUCAUUUUAAAAACAUACAUAUAUACUCACACCCCCCACACUCACACACAAAACACAUUUUGAAUAAAAAGGACUGAUGAAAUUGUGGAAUAAUAAUUGAAAUUUUAUACUGCACUGGUAUAGCAACUCUACAUACUACAACAACAAUAACAUAGAACCUUUCAUGUACUUCUACUUUCCAGUUUCAUUCUCUCAGUUUCCUCUUCGUUUCGUUUUUAAGUAAAAUUUAUCAAGAAAAAAAAAUAGUUGUUGUUUUUGUUUUCUAUAGCAGAUUGUUUAACUUCAUUUUUUUUUUCAACAUAUUUUGCCACUGUCUUUGUUUACUUAAUAUUAGCUUUAAGGCUUACUAUCUACUUACGAUGUUAAUUAUAUUUAAGUUAUAUAAGCAAAAUACAACCAAUCAACCAACAGCAACAACAGCAGCAGAAAAGAAAAGCAUUAUGUUUAAAUUUAAUUGAUAAUCAAACAAAAAAAAAAUAUUUAUGAAUUUGUCGUAAUUUUUCUUUCUCUUAAAACACUAUAAGUGAUUAAAUAUUUCGUAUUUUUUAAAAGAAAAUAUAUCCUUAUACGAAAAACA